Messenger RNA from Gekko japonicus, 2836 nucleotides. RefSeq names its product serine carboxypeptidase 1 (gene SCPEP1). The transcript has 13 exons. Gene Ontology annotation, biological process: proteolysis. NCBI's taxonomy places the organism in Eukaryota, Metazoa, Chordata, Lepidosauria, Squamata, Gekkonidae. The coding region runs from base 58 to 1401 and encodes 447 amino acids. The record is from RefSeq and is a predicted model, not a curated record. Gene Ontology annotation, molecular function: serine-type carboxypeptidase activity.
GACUCGAAGCUGGAGUCAUAUGACUGCGACCGUGGGAUUCCCCAGAGGCUGGCAGAGAUGGUGCCGAAGCAGUACCUUGCCGUGGUGUCGCCGCUGCUCCUCCUUUCACUGGCGGCUUUCAGUUCAGGCUUUUUGCUAAAGGAAUCAAAAGAACCAAAGCAGGCAUGGGGGUAUGUCCCUGUCAGAAGCAAUGCAAGCAUGUUCUGGUGGCUGUACUAUGCAGACAACCCUGCCAAGAAUUUCACAGAGCUUCCUCUUAUCUUGUGGCUUCAAGGAGGCCCAGGGGCUUCAGGCUGCGGAUAUGGAAACUUUGAAGAGAUUGGCCCUUUAGAUGCUGAUCUGAAGCCACGAAGGACAACUUGGUUGCAGGCCGCAAGCGUGCUGUUCAUUGAUAACCCUGUCGGCACUGGCUACAGCUACGCUAAUGACAGCAGUGCAUAUGCCACCGAUCUCUGUAUGGUCACAUCGGAUAUGAUGGUCGUUCUUAGGAAAUUCUUCAGCUCGAGGACAGAAUUCCAGAAAAUCCCCUUCUACAUCUUUUCAGAAUCUUAUGGUGGGAAAAUGGCCGCUGCCAUUGCUUUGGAGCUCCAUAAGGCAGUUCAAGCCGAGACGAUCAAGUGCCGUUUUCUCGGGGUAGCCCUUGGUGACUCAUGGAUUUCUCCUCUAGAUUCUGUGCUGUCCUGGGGGCCUUACCUUUAUAGCACUUCUUACCUCGAUGAUAAAGGUUUAAAAGAAGUGACCGGUGCUGCCAAAAAGAUCCUGAAUGCCAUGAAUAACAAGGAAUACAAAUUGGCAACAUUGCUUUGGAGUAAGGCGGAGGAUAUCAUAGAAGAGAACACGAAUGGUGUGAAUUUCUAUAACAUCCUAACUCCGGAAACUUCGUCCCUUAUAUCUGUUACGAGUGAAUUGACUCCCUUUUUGAAACUCUUCCAGCGUCAUGUGCAAUAUCAAAAUAAAGACAAGCUGAGUGACCUGAUGAAUGGACCGAUCAGAAAAAAGCUGAAAAUAAUUCCAGACCGUGUCAAAUGGGGAGGCCAGGCACAAGACGUUUUCACACACAUGGCUGAAGACUUUAUGAAACAUGCAAUAGACAUCGUAGAUGACCUGCUGGAAGCCAAUGUCAAUGUUACUGUUUAUAAUGGACAGCUGGAUCUCAUUGUUUCCACCAUAGGCCAAGAAGCAUGGGUCCGCAAGCUGAAAUGGCCCAAGCUGAAGCAGUUCAGUGACCAAAAAUGGCAAGCUUUAUAUGCAUGCUCCAAAACUGAAGAGACGGCGGCUUUUGUCAAGUCCUAUGAUAACUUAGCCUUCUACUGGAUUCUAAAGGCCGGGCACAUGGUACCUGCUGACCAAGGUGAUAUGGCACUGAAGAUGGUUCGGAUGGUGACUCGCCAAGAUCACUAGCAGAAUCGAGGCCAGCUGGCUUGGCUUCCUUGAGAAUUGUGAUGACCUGCCCUGCCUUUUUUCAAUUGCACAUUGGACUGCAGCAGGAACAGUGGUUGUUCAGCGCUGCUGUCUGCCUCUGCCAUUGGACUCUAUGCAAGAUAUUUCAAGGAGGGGCCGAUGCGGCCCUUGAGCAGGCACAGCCGUGAUUACUGUGAUUCUCUGUUCCCGCACUGCAUCCACUGACUUCCAGUGUGAUGAACCAUUCACUGAAGGAGCAGCUUUGUGCCGUGUUACUUCUUGUAUAAAAUGUUAGGUGCUUUUGAUCAACUUCACGCUUAGGCAAAAAUGUUUCAACAGUCCUUUUACAGCUUAUUCCAAAGCAUGUUUACCAGGGAGUACAUCUUGCUGAGUGCUGUAGGCUUAGGCCCAUACAGCACAUACAGUGGAAGACAAUCCUUCUCCAUCUCACGUUAUGUGUGUGUGGGGGGGUCAACCUCAGGGGUAAGCCUAUUGAAAGCGUGCACCAUUCCUCUUCCCCUCCACCCAGCCUCUUUUCCUGAUGAUGUUGGUUACAGCUGUGUUUAAAGACAUGGCUCCAUGACCAGUAUGUAUAGGUUGGCCUUUGGGCCUAGUUUAUGUGUAACUCUGGUUCCCGGCAAUUUUUGCUUAAGCCCAGAUCAACUGCAGCCUGUGGGGGAGGAAGGGGCUGGUUAACCCCUUUGCCUCCAGCUUUUUUUCCCCUGCUCAAGCUCCCUCCUCCUCAUUGCCUUUUGCCCCAUAGGGAAAAACUCCCCUAUCUUCUGCAGGGCAAAAAGCAGCUGAGAGUGAGAGAAGCUGAGCAGGAAAACAGCUAAAUCAAAGGCUAAGCUAUGCCUCCCCUAUUCAGUCGAAACAGCAACAGCAGCCAUAGGUAUGAAGAUUGUGUAUAUUCUGAGCCUCAGCUCCCCCAUCCAGAAGGCAUGUUCUUGUCUUGUGCCUGCUGUGCCUCUUGUGCUCAUUAGGAAAUGCUCAGGCUUCGUAGCCACCGGCGUUGAUGUUGUGAUUGCAGGCAGGGCAACGUAGACUGACCGCAGUGUUGGGAGAGGAGUUGUGAAGGAGAAGCCACCAGCCCCCUUCUCUUUCCAUUGCAACUUGACAUUGGCUAGACCAAAAUGAAUCGGAGUACUGCCUACAUUGGGGGGGGGGGGCUUCCAGUACUGAAGUCCAAGGGCUCUCUGCCAUGUGGAUGUUCUCUGUAAAUUUGCUAAUGUGUCGUGUUGAUGGCCGAAGGGCAGCCCGGGGAGCUGAAGAAGUCAAUAGAAGUGAUAGCCAACAGGCUGUUGCGCAAGCCUCAUGACAUCUCUUGGGGCCCAGAUUCCUUCUUGUGCUGUAUUGAACCAGGCAGCCAGCCAUUGGGGCUAUUGAUAUGUACUCUAGUUUUCUUUUUCACUGUUUACAAACCAUUCAUGAAUAA